GUCUUCGUCUCUCUACUUUGUCACGGAGAGAAAGAGAGAGAGAGAGAAUGCAAUGGCGAUCGAGCUCCGGCAAACCGGCAAAGGCAACGGAUUGAGGCCAAUAGUUUGGCCGGCAAUUCUAACGGUACUACUGGGUAUCAUCGGAGUAGGGAAAAGUGCAGAAAUAUAUGAAGAGUGGCAUGUCGCAAUUGACACCAACGUUAAACCGGUGUCCGUUAAUCAGUCGGUUAUCACGAUAAACGGGAUGUUCCCCGGACCCCUUCUCAAUACCACCACCAACGACAACGUCCAUGUCAAUGUCUUCAACGACAUGGACGAGCCUCUCCUCUUCACAUGGAAUGGGAUGCAGCAAAGGCUGAAUUCAUGGCAAGAUGGGGUGUCCGGAACCAACUGUGCCAUCGGACCUGGGAAGAACUGGACUUAUGUGUUCCAAAUGAAGGAUCAGAUCGGCAGCUUCUUCUACUUCCCUUCCGUCAACUUCCACAAGGCCGGCGGCGGGUUUGGACCUAUUCGGGUUAACAACCGGCCGGUCAUCCAGGUGCCCUUCCCCAUGCCCCACGCCGACUUUGAUCUUCUCAUUGGAGACUGGUACAAACAUGAUUUUAAGGACGUGAGAUCCAAAUUGAACACUACAGAUUGGGCCUACCAUAUGCCUCCUGAUCAAAUGCUCAUGAAUGGGAAAGGCCCAUAUAUUGGCCCACAUUCAAAAUCUCAUGAAUCCUUCACCGUGACGCAAGGGAAGACGUACCGGUUUCGGAUAUCAAACGUGGGGACCGCUUGGAGUUUCAACCUUAGGAUCCAAAAUCACCGGAUGAUAUUGGUGGAAACCGAAGGAUCAUACACCAAUAAGAUAACGUUGGAUUCUCUUGACGUUCACGUAGGCCAGUCAUACUCUGUGCUUGUCUCUUUGAAUCAAGAUGUCGUUGAUUAUUAUAUCGUGGCGAGCCCUAAAAUGUUCAAUUCAAGCGAUGAUGAUCGGAGGCUCAAAGCUAUAGGGGUGUUGCAUUAUGAGAACUCGACCACUCCUCCUAGUGGGCCUCUCCCUAAAGGGCCUAAUCCAUUUGAUCAGACUUUCUCUAUUAAUCAAGCCCGAUCCAUCAGGUGGAACUUGACUACUGGUGCAGCAAGGCCAAACCCGCAAGGAACUUUCAACGUGAGUAAUGUGACUGUGUCACAAACAUUUAUACUUGAAGGAUCCAUGGGUGAGAUUGAUGGAGCUCCACAUUACAUGGUCAACAAUGUGGCUUACCUCACCCCAGACACUCCACUCAAACUGGCAGAUUAUGCCAAUGUCUCUGGCGUCUACCAACUCGAUGCAUUUCCAAUCAACUUCACCAAUUUAGUCCCCAUUAAUGGAACCUUUGUGGUCACUGGAAACCACAAGGCCUGGCUAGAGAUUGUCUUCAAAAACCACUUGCUUGCCAUGGAUUCUUGGCAUCUUGAUGGGUUUGGCUUCUUCGUGGUUGGGUUUGGCGACGGGGAAUGGACUCCUGAAAUGCGUUUGACAUACAAUCUUUAUGAUCCUGUCGUUCGCUCUACUGUUCAGGUGUAUCCAGGUGGUUGGACAGCAGUUUAUGCAUAUCUCGACAAUCCAGGAAUGUGGAACUUGAGGUCACAACAGUUAAGAAACUGGUUCUUGGGAGAAGAGCUUUAUGUCAGAGUUUAUGAUCCAGAUCCUAAUCCUGCAAAAGAGAGGCCUCCCCCACAAAACCUUCUCUUUUGUGGGAGGAUCAAUCCUCCUCCUCCGCCGCCGCCUUCUCCUCCAACCAGUUCGCCGCCUCCAAUGCCGACUCCAGUGGCGCCAACGCCCUCGACUUCACCACCUGCACAUGUAGCAUGGGCUCGGUGCUUGAUCAUCAUCUUGGUGAGUUGUGUUGCGGCAAUUCUUUAAAUUGGUCUGCGUAUACCAUGGCUUGCUGCUUUGACAACAGCACAAAUUCUGAUCAGAUUGGAGCUAGCCUUAAAAUCUUAAACAUGUGCAGCCUUGAGUAAAUUAAACAUUUAAUGGUCUCCCAAGAGUAUUUUUAUCAUAAUUGAAAGACUUGUCGAUUCCACAUAUCACUUGAUAAGUUGCAUUAUUUUUGACAUAUAUAUAUGUAGCGUCUUUAAAAUAUGAUGGGUAAA
Diospyros lotus (date-plum) is the source of this 2124-nucleotide messenger RNA. RefSeq names its product monocopper oxidase-like protein SKU5. Lineage: Eukaryota; Viridiplantae; Streptophyta; Magnoliopsida; Ericales; Ebenaceae. The record is from RefSeq and is a predicted model, not a curated record. Gene Ontology annotation, molecular function: copper ion binding; oxidoreductase activity. The coding region runs from base 53 to 1891 and encodes 612 amino acids. The transcript has 10 exons.